GAUGUCACAGAGCAGCUUUACAGAAACUUAUACAUUCUUUACAUUUAGAAAUUUAUCCUUAACGUGCAAGCCAGAGACAAAUUUUACAAAAGAAACAUUUGUAGCAUGCAUAUAAGGGAUGUGUAUUUACUUUACAGAGACUAUCCCGGGCAACACGAGGCUGAACAUAUAGCGUGAUGGUUUUUCUGAUUAUAUCAUUCUUAAGUUUAAUGAUAGAUAUACACUACCGAUCAAAAGUUUGUGGACACCUGACUGAAAUGUUUUUCAUGAUCUUAAAAGCCUUUUGAUCUGAAGGUGUACGAUUAAAUGUUUGAAAUGAACGUUAUACCAAUUUACACUGCUGAAUUUUUCAGUGAAUCUCUUCCAGGAAUGCCAGUGUUCAGACUACACUCAGCACAUGGGGUCUAAGCUUUGAGAACAAGCUGCUGAAUCUGACUGGAAGAGUCCUUCCUGCUGAAAGGAUCCUACGGGGAGUGAGAGCAGUAAGGGGGACCACAGAACACAGAGAACACAACUGUACACGACACGUGUCGCACUCUUGCUGAGUAGAGUUUGUGUGUGUGUGUGUGUGUGUGUGUGUGUGUGCGUGCGCAGUACGAGUACAACCCAUGUGACGCGGAUUGGUCUAAAGAGAUGCGAGGUCUUCCUCUGAUGACCAGCAUGCCUCUGGAGAUCUGGCUGCUGUCCCGUACGCGCCGUAACGCUGACGUCGCUCACUCACUGCUGCAGACCCUCAACAAAGUGCCCGUGGGCAUCCACCUUCAGAGGCCGGGAAUGAUGGAGUACGAUGAUCGACAGGAGGCUCUGCUGAGGGCUCUGCAGCAGAGAGUGGGGCAACAGGUUCAGAUGGUGGGUCUCACACACUGGGUAGAGUCAAGUGUGACCAUGUAGUUUGUUUAGGAUUCAAAUAUUAAAGUAUUUUACUAUGCUGAAAAUGUUCAGGUUAGCAUCCGUACUUCUUAGGGGUUAAGGUAUAGAAAAUGUAUUGUAUUGCUUAG
This is a messenger RNA of Ictalurus furcatus (blue catfish), 998 nucleotides long. RefSeq names its product piwi-like protein 1. The transcript is spliced from 2 exons. The coding region runs from base 634 to 891 and encodes 85 amino acids. The record is from RefSeq and is a predicted model, not a curated record. NCBI's taxonomy places the organism in Eukaryota, Metazoa, Chordata, Actinopteri, Siluriformes, Ictaluridae.